Molecule: messenger RNA, 600 nt
Organism: Thyridium curvatum
Lineage: Eukaryota; Fungi; Ascomycota; Sordariomycetes; Thyridiales; Thyridiaceae
Exons: 6
Coding region: 1-600 (199 amino acids)
Biological process (GO): small GTPase-mediated signal transduction; actin filament organization; establishment or maintenance of cell polarity
Cellular component (GO): plasma membrane; cell projection; cell cortex
Molecular function (GO): protein kinase binding; GTP binding; GTPase activity
Source: RefSeq, a predicted model, not a curated record
AUGGCUGCUCCCGGAGUUCAGUCCCUGAAGUGUGUUGUGACUGGUGAUGGUGCAGUCGGAAAGACAUGUCUGCUCAUUUCCUACACGACGAACGCCUUCCCCGGUGAAUACAUUCCCACAGUGUUCGACAACUACUCGGCGAGUGUCAUGGUUGAUGGCAAGCCCAUCAGCCUGGGUCUUUGGGAUACUGCCGGACAAGAAGAUUAUGAUCGAUUGCGGCCCCUCUCAUACCCCCAGACCGACGUCUUUUUGAUUUGCUUCUCCAUCGUCAGCCCUCCUUCUUUUGAUAACGUCAAGGCCAAGUGGUACCCCGAGAUCGACCACCAUGCGCCCAACAUCCCCAUUAUUCUGGUCGGUACCAAGCUCGAUCUGCGUGAGGAUCCAGCGACGCUUGAGUCACUUCGACAAAAGAGAAUGGAGCCUGUCUCAUACGACCAGGCUCUGAUGUGCGCCAAGGAGAUCAGGGCACACAAGUACCUCGAGUGCUCUGCCCUCACCCAGAGGAAUCUGAAGAGUGUUUUCGACGAGGCCAUCCGUGCCGUCCUCAACCCCCGCCCUGUUGCGACCAAGACCAAGAAGUCAAAGUGCGUCGUUCUAUAG